AUGUCCUUCACCCGCUAUCCCAAGGCCCUCAUCAAGAUAAUAGAGACAUACCGCGUCUGGAUGGAAGUCUUUAGUCUUUUCCCCAACGUCAGAGAUCUUCAGAUGGAUCUUUAUGUUGUCAACGAACUAGAGGGAAAUAUGAUCCGAUCAAUUCUGACCCAAAUCUCAAAUAGCCCUGCUUCAGAAAAACUUCAGAGUUUAAACAUCGAACGUAUACCGAUCGAACGGGGUUUUAUCCAUGAUCUUACUCGUCCACACGGAUCCAUUUUGGUUUCAACUUUGGGAAUCUAUACCAAUUUACCUCUAGGUGCUCGGGAAUACUAUGAGAUAUUACCACGAGAAACACAAGAUUUCUUGGGUCCGCUGAUCAAUAACGAAACAGAUAUAUCACUACCGGUACCAAAAGGAUUAACCAAGUUGGGCGUUUCCUUGAAGGAAUUUAGUCUAGUAUCAAAUCCACACUCAUCAUUAGACUUCAACGUUCUAGUUCAUUCCUUGGCCGGUUCUAUCAAAGAACUAAGGAUUAUGGCUGACAGAUUCAUCCACACGCAAGACCCAACUUCCUCUAUAAAUGUUUGGCCAACGACCUUUUCGGCUUUGGCAGCGAUUACGAUCAUAGUUGAUGGAUAUUCUUUACAUCAUCUAACGGAUAUUGGUAUCUGGCUCCCAAAUAUACAGUUCUUGACGUUAUCAAACGGUCCUUCAUAUCCUUACCGUCACCGGAAUCCAAAUAUACUAGCACUUCUAUCGGCUCAGGAGCAGAUGCUGUGUAAAGCCAUUGAACACCUUAAAUCAUUGAAAAGAAUAAGACUACCUUGGCCUUAUACAUAUGAAGACCAGUUAAAUAUCGGUAUUGAUAGCCUCAAUCAUUGGCCAAAGGUAUAUUUCAGCAGCGAAAGAUUGAAGAGUUUGGUCGGCAAGUGGGUGAAAAGUGGGUCAUCUACGUUGGAGAGGGUUGUGUUCGUAAUAGAAUACUUCUCUUCGAAUGGGAGACAUGAUAAAAUUCUAAGAGUAAAUGUUCUAAGGGGGCCUGAGUUCGAAGAAGGGUGGAAUUUAUGCUGUCAAGAAGAUCACAACUAUAUCUAUAAACCGUUUGAUCGAGAUAUUUUGGUAUAG
This is a messenger RNA of Orbilia oligospora ATCC 24927, 1116 nucleotides long. RefSeq lists its product as uncharacterized. The record is from RefSeq and is a predicted model, not a curated record. The transcript has a single exon. Bases 1 to 1116 code for a protein of 371 amino acids. Lineage: Eukaryota; Fungi; Ascomycota; Orbiliomycetes; Orbiliales; Orbiliaceae.